Molecule: messenger RNA, 1605 nt
Organism: Penicilliopsis zonata CBS 506.65
Lineage: Eukaryota; Fungi; Ascomycota; Eurotiomycetes; Eurotiales; Aspergillaceae
Exons: 3
Coding region: 1-1605 (534 amino acids)
Molecular function (GO): monooxygenase activity; heme binding; iron ion binding
Source: RefSeq, a predicted model, not a curated record
AUGAUUGAGGAUCUCCUCCGUCACGCUGCUUCUACGGACACUGCUGUCUGGGUCGUCGGUUUGCUUAUUCUGGCCUUCUGGCUGAGAAGGUGGCAGGUAGACGCACAGAUUGCCAGGCUGGGAGGCAGGGCAUGUGCGGUACAGACCCGUCUUCCCUAUGCAAUCGACUUCAUAUACAAGGCCACGGUGGCGAAUCUGGAGAACCGUGAUCUGGAAUUCUGGGAUGGUGCCAUCAUGAAUGCCCGGGGCGCAUCCAGGAUUGCGAACCCGAAGACCGCGGAGCUCUCAUCCGGCAUGUCCAACCGGGUGAUAGUGACCAAGGACCCCGAGAACAUCAAGGCACUGCUCACGGCCCAGUUCGAGGACUACGGCAAGGGCGAAUCCUUCCAUCGCGACUGGAAGGAGUUUCUAGGCGACGGCAUCUUCGUGACUGAUGGCGAGCCAUGGGCGCGCUCGCGCCACCUCCUGCGGCCGAUGUUUGUGCGCGAACGGAUCGUCGAUAUAACCAUCUUUGAGAAACACGUACAGGAACUGCUUCCACUGCUGGCGGGUCAGGGCCUAACGUCACAUGCACCAGACAGCAGUCCCGCGGUGGACGUGGUCCCGUUACUCUACCGCUACGCGCUGGACGCUGCCACUGACUACUUACUCGGGCAAGGCACAGACAGUCUGGUGAAUCCCAAGGCAGAGUUUGCGGAAGCAUUUCGAUAUGUCCAACAGCGGCAAGCGGAGAUUUUUCGCAUGGGGAUGUUCAACGGUCUCUUGUCCCGCAAGCGAUUUCGCCGGGAACUCCGGACAAUGGACAACUUUGUGCAGCCGUACAUUGACAAGGUACUCUCGCUCUCGCCCGAGGAGCUCGACCGCAAGCUGCAGAAACGCGAGACCUUUCUCGACGCUCUGGCGCGCUUCACACGCGACCCCCGCGUGCUCCGCGACCAGAUGUACACCGUCCUCCUGGCAGGUCGCGACACCACCGCGACCACGCUAUCGUUCUGUCUGUUCGAGCUGUCGCGCAACCCGGCGGUCGUGGCCCAACUGCGUUCCGAGAUCUCCUCACGCCUGGGCGUCGGCGCUCGAGCCACGCCCCCGAACUACACUGAUCUCAAGGAGAUGAAGUUCCUAACCGCCGUGCUCAACGAGACUCUACGUCUGUACCCGGUGGUGCCCUUCAACGUUCGCAACUCGCUCCGGGACACCACCUUGCCGCGCGGCGGAGGUGCCGACGGGCAGAGCCCGAUUGGUGUUCGGCGCGAGACACGUAUCAUCUUCUCGACUAUCUUCAUGCAGCGGGCAUCCGAAUACUACGAUGGACCGGGAACGCCAAAGUAUCUAGAUCCACAGCAAUGGCUACCGGAACGGUGGGUGUCCGGGUGGCAACCGAAGCCAUGGCACUUCAUUCCUUUCAACGGUGGGCCACGCAUCUGCAUCGGACAGCAGUUCGCCAUGCUGGAGAUGGGGUACACGCUGGUGCGGAUCCUGCAGGAGUUCGAGCAGAUCCUGCCCCGGCCACCGGGGGGGAAGGACAAGGUAGAAGAUCCAGUUCUACGGUUUGAUAUUGUCUUGAGUCCGGGGUCGGAGCUGAACUGCGUGUUUGUGAAGCACUGA